Molecule: messenger RNA, 4809 nt
Organism: Symbiodinium sp. CCMP2592
Lineage: Eukaryota; Dinophyceae; Suessiales; Symbiodiniaceae
Source: the annotation of a GenBank genome assembly
AUGCGCUGCCUUCUUCUGUGUCUGCUGUUGGCCAAAGUGGCUAAAGGAUCUGGGAGCGACUGCGAGGCACCACCACGCGAGGUGCCGGAUGCUGCCUCCCUGGUGCAGGUCCAAAGGCAGAGUGCGAGCGGGCAGGAGGCCCGCAAGUCUUGCCUCUCUUUCAUCCACAUCCCGAAGAGCAUGGGCGGCUCUGUCGAGGGCUCCAUGAUGAAGGCCCAGGGCUACGAGGGCUACUGGGACUAUCCGGGUUGUGCCAGUGCAGCCCGAGAGCACCUUGCGGAGGAGAAACGCUUCUGGGGCAUCUGCGAUGAUCGUCUCAAGUGCUCGGAACCGAGGUUCUGGCCGCGGCCAAAAGAGCAGAAAGAGCAGAAUGAGAAGAAUCCUUGGCCGAAGUGUAUGCUUCCCAGCAGCCUCCCGGCGAGCGCGCCGGAGAGCAUCCGCAACCUUGCGCUGAGAGCCGGCUGCAGCCCCUGGCAUCUUCCUCCUGCCUUCGACCCGAGCCUGGUGAGGUACUUCACGGAGGAGUGCGAUUCCUUCUGCAUCGUGCGAGAUCCCCUUGAGAGGAUGAUCAGCCAGCUGAAGUUUGUCUUCAAGUUGGAUCAGGUCUGCGAGCCGCAGAAGCUCGAGGACCUGACAAGGAUGUUCGUGGACAAGCUUGACCUCAAGCAAGAUUGCCAUGCAGUGCCUCAAGUCUACUACGUGUUCCAAGAUGGCAAUCCGAAAGCAGCACCUAUCUGUCGCCAUGUCUUGAAGUUCCACGAGGUGAACCAGAGCUUUCCGGCGCUGAUGGAGAGCUACGGCCUCCAAGAGGCCCGGGGCACUUGGGGCCCUCCAGAUUUUGAUGCAGCUGAAGAGCACUUGAGUCAGCUGAUAGGCGUCGCCGAGCUUUGGCUGCCCACGCAGGGCCCGACCAGGUGCCUCGCGCCGCAGCUGAGAUGCUCCGGGCACGCCAAGUGCGCCGGGUGGGGUCGGCGGCAGUUUGCUGCGAACGCUGCCGAGGCAUCAGCGCGCCCUCCAUGGCAGAAAUGGGAGGAGCACUGGCCGUCAGAGAAAGUCCAGGAGGGUCUCUGCAGUGGGCAGGUGAUCCGGGGCAGGUUGCACGUGCCUUCAUUUCAGACAGACACCGCCUACGUGGUGACGGAGGCAUCAGCGGAGUCCCGCGAGGUCUGGGUGCCCGUGACGGGCUUCGUGGGUCGCAACCGCGCCCUGCACGGCGACGAGGUGGCGGCGCUGCCACUUUGGAGCCCUUACCGAGCAGACGGUACGAAGAGCGAACCAGGGCCCUCGGUGCCGGAGCCACCACCGAUACCUGCCCCCCCCCCUUCAUCGCCUCCGCCACCGGAGCAGAGCUCGGCAUCAGAGUCGCCGGGCUCGGCACAGCUCGCGAGUUUCCGCGAGGCGGUGCUGUCGCAUCUGCGGGAUAGUGAAGAGCAGGCCCUUCCUUUGACCAUGCUGGGAAACAUCGAGGAGGUGCAGACCCUGCGCAAGGGUCUCGGAAACCUCCGCAAAGCCCUUCAGAAGCUGGAGGACGACGUCGAGCUCUUAGAGGAGGGCGCUCCUCCUGAGCUGGUCGUGAGGCUGCGCCCAGUGCAGCCGCCGGAGCUUCCGCCGCCUCCCCCUCCGCCACCAGCACAAGGUGAGCAGCUGAGCCUGUCGCGUGCUCGCUGCCGCGUGGUCGCAAUCCUUGAACGCUCGCCGAAGAUCUUCAAAGAGAUCGUCGCUGUGGUGUCGACGGGCAAAGACGAAGGAACACCGCUCGCGGAGGAGCCACCGCUCAAGGGCCAGCCCCGCGACCGGCGGCUGCCGGCCUUUUGGCUGACGCACCCCCAAAAGGGCUCGGAGACAAGGACGGAAGCCGCGACGAUCCGAGAAGAAAGUCGCCGGCAAAAGCGUCGGAAGAUGGCGAGCGAAGCAGCCGCCGAAGCACGCGCGAAGGGCCUGUCACGCUCUGCCCUUGUCGCUGCAUUGCAGAAGGCCUCCAGCAGUAUCCUUUGCGUUCUCCGAUUCCAAGACUGGCCCAGCGCGUCCCUGUCGCCGCGUGCCGAACUGGUGGAGAUCCUUGGGCCGACGGGCAGCCUGGAAGCCGAGGCGCAGGCGCUGCUCACCUUCUUCGGCCUGGACUGGCGACCCUUUCCCGAGGAGGUUGAGCAGGAGCUGCGCAAACAGUUCCCUUCUGGGGAUGCCGUGGUUGCUGCGGAGCUCGCUGCGGGACGACGGGACCUGCGGCGGCUCCGCUGUGCGACCAUCGAUCCACCGCAUGCGAAGGACCUGGACGAUGCCUUGUCAGUCCAGCCAGGACCCACGCCAGGUUCAGUGCGAGUCGGCGUGCACAUCGCCGAUGUAACUCACUUUGUUCGGCCCGGGAGCGCCACGGACCUGCUGGCCAGGGAGCGGGCCACCACCGUCUACCUGGUAUCAAGGUCGUACCCUAUGCUUCCACGCUGGUUGAGCGAGAAUUUGUGUUCGUUGCUCCCGGACGGGGAUCGGUUGUCCUUCUCUGUUUUCUUCACGGUGCUGCCCGACGGCAGCCUGUCGCCUGACGACCCACCCGAGAUGUGCAGGGCCGUCAUCCGCACCCGGGCAAAGCUGAGCUACACAAUGGUCGACGCUGCAUUGGAGGAGACGGGCGACCCAGUUCCAGGCCUUGCGCCCGAGAUUUUGGGCGAUUUGCAAACCCUGGCAGCUAUCACCUCUGCUCGGCGCCAGCAGCGAUUGAAGCAGGGAGCCAUGGUCCUCGAGAGGAGCAGCACGUCCUUCCAGCUGGAUGACGAUGGCCGAGUGGUCGGGCUGGUGCGGGAAUCGCCGUCGUCGGUCUCACACCACCUCGUGGAAGAGCUGAUGGUCCUGGCGAACCAUGUGGUGGCCGAGAAGCUGGUGGAAGCCAGUACUAGCGUUGGGGAGGAGACGUCGGAGGCGGGCGUCCGCCAGGCAGUGCUCAGGCGGCAUGAAAACACCGAGGCCGAGGUGAAGCAGGAGGUCCUCGAGAUGCUGCCGAAGGAGCUGCGCGAGCAUGCGCCCCGGACACUCAAGGAGCUGUUGCCAUGGUGCAGUCAGAAGCUGCCGAGGGCGACCUACGAGGCUGUCUGUGACAGUGUGCUGAAGGAGUUCAAAGAGGCCGAGUACAUGGUUGCCGAGGAGGACGACAGCGAUGUCGGACACUGGGCGCUUUCCUUACCAUCGUACAUGCACUUCACAUCGCCAAUCCGCCGCUACGCGGACAUCCUGGUUCACCGCAGGCUGGCCUUUAUUCUGGGCGCCCAGGGCGACGCGGAGUCCCAGGGCAGCCACGGCGCCUUUCUGGAGUCCCUGAAGGAUGCAGUCAUCAACUGCAACACCAAGAAGCGCGAUGCCCAAGAUGCACAGAUGGAAGAGAUCCAGACUGUGCUCUCAGACUACGUCCAACGAAGCGGAGGCGUCGAUGUGGACGACGCGGUCCUCACCCGCAUCCUCGUGCCCCUGACAGCUCCCAAAGAGGAGAAGGACGGGCAGCCGCUGUCCUUCCACAAACGCCUGACCACUCGGGCGGCAAAGGAGGCUGUGGAGAUUUACGUGCCGCUGGCGCAGUGUGCUCGCUCCAUGAGUCUCGAAGUUCUCGGCUUGGAAGCUGCUGAGCCCUGGCCCGGGCCAGGACCACAGCCUACUGCCAAAGCUGCAGUCGGCGACAAGAAGCGGGAGAAACACCGCGAGGUGCAAAGCCUCCGAGUGCGUGUUCGCGGCACAUCGGAGGAGGUCCUGUUGGAAAAGCUGCAGCGGCUGAGCGUUCGCCUCACCACUGUCGGGGCACAGGACAUUGAGUCGAGCGAGACGAGCCGGCACUGGGCCAUCCGCCUUCCUUGGGCCGAGGCCAACCCGCAGAAGGGGGCGCAGGCGGGCCGCGGGGUCGACUCUUCCGGUGCAGGGACUCAGGGCGCCAUCAGGGCCAUUGAUUCCACCACCGCCGCCACCCCCGCCCCAACCUGGCAUGACACCAAAACAGCGUCAGGCCCCGAACUCAACCGCCCAGACGUUUCCGUGUCGACCAGCUCACAAGCGCUGACACAAACGAUGUGUUCUCUGAGCGGAGUGUCUCCUAUGGAGCAGUCCAAAGAAGAGAAGGUCGUAGUGCCUGCAGAAGAAGGGAAACCGGACACCGAAGAGGAGCCCUUGCACAAGCUGAAGUCCAUCGCAUGGGGAGCGGGCGCCUCGAUGCUUGCCUAUGGUGUGGUGGAAACCUUGGCGGAAGGGGAUGCGGAGAUCGCCGAGGAUGCAGUGGACUUCCUCCACUCGACCUACACCUCCGGCGUGGCCGUUUCGGGCAUCUCUUCAUUGCAGCCACACUCCGAGCAUCGCGUAGCUUUGCCUGCGGACAUGGCGAAGGGCCGCGGGCCCGUCGUGCGGAUGUUCUGCCAUUCCCUGGGCUACUUUCUGGCCGACGUUGGCCUGAUCUUGGUGAGGGGCGGCGUUUUCCGGAACUGGCCGAAGCUCUGGGCAGCUCGGCUCACGCACCACUUCAUCCAAGCCGGGCCGCAAGGGUUCGCUCCGAAACUCUCGGGGAAGAGCCUGGUUUCAUGGGUUGGAAGGUGGUUUGCAAUGACCAUUCUUACCAAGCUUCGUGUUCAUGGUUUGGUGUCGUGGUUCCUCUUUUUCGGCAAGCCUGUGGGCGAUCCUUCUCAGGGAAAGGCUGGGCUGUCUGAGUCCAAUGAGGGCUUUGGUUCUGUCAGACAUCGGGACUGGUUUCUUGCAUUGACAUUGCUAUGGGUCUUUCGCGACAGGGUGUGUUUGCACGAUAAUUUUAUGUAUGUACGUCAAUGUACGUAUGUACGCAUGUAA